This is a messenger RNA of Myxocyprinus asiaticus (Chinese sucker), 2894 nucleotides long. Its product is annotated as phospholipase A2-like. Gene Ontology annotation, biological process: arachidonate secretion; phospholipid metabolic process; lipid catabolic process. Lineage: Eukaryota; Metazoa; Chordata; Actinopteri; Cypriniformes; Catostomidae. The coding region runs from base 1589 to 1948 and encodes 119 amino acids. Gene Ontology annotation, molecular function: phospholipid binding; calcium ion binding. The transcript has 3 exons. The record is from RefSeq and is a predicted model, not a curated record.
AUGAUGACUUCACAUAAAUCAUAACUAUCAACCAGCUAAACAAAAUAACAACAUUAGCCAUACAAAUAAUAACAAUUAUUAUAUUUCUUCAUAAGUUCCCUUGUCUUGACCAAAACAUAAUUUAUUCAAGUGCAAUGGCUUAUGGGUAUUCCACACAGAUGCAAUUUUGUAGGCUACUUAAUAAUUAAGAGUUACAGAGUUAGUAGCAGGGCCGUUUCAGACCACAGAGUGGUGGUGGUGUAGUGGACUAAAGCACUGACCUGAUAAGUGGAAGGUUGUUGGUUCAAUCCCCACAGCUACCACCAUUGUGUCCUUGAGCAAGGCACCUAACUCCAGGUUGUCCCUGUAAUCAGGGCACUGUAAGUCGCUUUGGAUAAAAGUGUCUACCAAAUGCAUAAAUGUAAAAUGCAUUCUGGCACCCUAAGUGAGAUCCCUAUUGGCACCCCUGUUCUGGGGGGGUGGGGUUGUUAGGGGAGCAUGGCAGUGGCCUCCUCUUUGGCCCCCGCCUAGGUGACCACCUAGUUUGCCUAUGCUUAGCAAUGGCCCUGGUUAGUAGUACUUGAAGUCAAAGUUUAUAGAAUGCAUAUAUUUGAGUUAUGAUUCCAAAAUGUGACAUUUCAAGUACUGUUCAAUAAGGACCACUGGAUUGAUUUUAUUAAUGACAACUUUAGGGUUUAGAGAGUAAUGGUAACUUAAUUAAAAUUAGUAAGAAUAGUAAAAAAUAAUUCUUAAGUUGAGACAACUAUUUUUAUUUGAGAUAACUAUUAGUAUUUAGGAAAGUGCUGUGGUGAUUUUUGUUGCUAUUUAGAGUUUUUGAAGAAAAUAAAUAAAAAGUGGAAUUGCUGCAGGACCCAGAUUGCAGUACCACAAUGGUUUAUCAUAUAAAAACUAAACAAAAAUGCAAUUAAAAUGAAACUGAGAAAUUGAAUACUUGUCUUCUUUUUGGUUUAUAAGUGUCUAUUGAAUUUCAGUGGUUUAACACUCCAUUGCCAAUAAUUCACUGCACAAAAAACAUUGUAGUUGACAAACCAUCCUCGCUGGUUUAUCCUCGCUGCAGGUAAACUGUAUUUAAUGUAGACUGGGUCAUAUUUCCUUUUACUUUGCACAGUUUUGUUCAUGGUUCUCAAGGAUCAGGAUAUGUCACGCAUCCUGCCCAUUUUUGCAUCUAUCUAAUUUGGCUAGCCUCUUCCUAAUUUAAUUUGUGCUAAAAAAAAAGAAAAAAAAAAAAAAAGGGAAGUGUUUUCUCCUCCCAUUUUAAAAGUUGAUAUGCCUAUUUAUUUUAAUUAUACAUGACUGUAGGGUUCAGUACAUUUUAUUUUAUUAUUUAGCAUUGUUUUAUCCUUGCCAUCUAUUACCCUAUCAGAACAGAUACAUUUUUGAGUCGCAACCCACCAGUCGAGAACUUGAGAAUGACUUUUAUUAUGUACAACAACAAAAUAUAAUGAAGCACAAGUUUUCCCUUUUAAACUCUGAUUUCUGAGAAGUACUGUAUAUCUGCACAUAGUAUCUUAACAGGAAUGAUUUGUUGACUUUUUGUAUUUCAGCUCAGGCUCUCCCUUAUCAUAAAGCUGUUUGGCAGUUCAGGGACAUGAUCCUCUGCACUGCUCCUGACAGCUGGCCUGUUCUGGACUAUGCUGACUAUGGUUGUUAUUGUGGCUUGGGUGGAUCUGGCAAACCUGUGGAUGAGUUGGACAGAUGCUGUCACGUUCAUGACAAGUGCUAUAGUGAUGCAAAGCAGCAUGAUAAAUGCUGGCCAAUCCUUGACAACCCAAAUACCAUGUCCUCCUCUUACAAAUGUGACAAGCCGAGGAAGAAAAUCACCUGCAGCAGUAACAACAGUGAAUGUGCAAUGUUCAUUUGUGAGUGUGACAGGAAAGCUGCCGAGUGUUUCGCCAAAGCUACCUAUAAUGAAGAGAAUGUACGCCUGCCCAGUGACCGCUGCAAAUGAACAUUUCUGAGUGUUUCAAGCUCGAGUUAUAGUUCAAAAGUCUGAGACCACUUGUGAAAUGCUUCCAUUUUUCUAAUUUAAUACACAUUUUUUCAUUGCAAAUUAUAUUAUCAAAUAAUAUUAUUACAAGUUUGUGCAAAACCUGAUGAUCAUGAUAAGAGAAUGUUCUAAAGAGCAUUUUGUGUGCUUAAAAGUAACCAGACCAAUCGUACAAUUUCAUUAUUUGAUUACUGACCUAGAAAUAGAGAUGCUGAAUACAGAAUUGUAAAUAUUUAUUUUGUCUUAACAUUACAAUAUUUUUAUUUUUUAAUGUUUCAAAAUCCUAGAUUUAAUUCCCACGUUUAAAUUCGAUUUAAACGAUAUUUAAUGUGGACUCAAACAUUUGAUCCCCACUUUACAGUAUACUGUAUACAUUUCAAAUAUUCAUAUGAAUAUAUUUAUAUAAAUCAGCUUAUUAAGCAGUGGGAAACUCUAAAUUAGUAUUUCAUCACAUGGGAAGCCAUCACAAAUCUGUAUCUAUACAUACAGACAUCUACCAUCUGCUUGAGGACCUCAAUCAAAUGUAUAACUGGUGAUAGAAUCAAGAGUUUAUCACAUAUAAAAUCAGUAUGCAAUAAACUCAUAUAGACACUAAUGAACUUGUUGCCAAGUUUAAUUUUUUCUGCAUGUCUUGCAUACUUUUACAAAGUUUUGUUUAUUUUAUUUUUCUGAACAUGUUAUGAUCAAUGAAACUUUCAAAUCAAACUUUGAAGGUCCAAAAAGCACAUAAAGGCAGCAUAAAAGUAAUCCACACGAAUCCAGUGGUUAAAUCCAUGUCUACAGAAGUGUAAUGAUAGGUGUGGGUGAGAAACGGAUCAAUAUUUAAGUCCUUUUUUACCAUAAAUUCACCUCUCUGCCCAGUAGGUGGCAGUAUGCAUGAAGAAUGCAAAUUCCCAAAAACAAAAGA